GAUGCAUUGGCCACUGAGCUUCUUUGUUCCUGCAGUACCACAGUACGUACUGCUAGCUAGCUAGCAGAGAGCUCCUUUCAACUUUCAACUCUCAAAUUCUCAGCUUGCUUGUACUGUACUGGAAUGCAUACUCAUCAGCCAACACAGUGAAACGAACCGAAUGAGUUAAACACUUUUGCUCCGUCAAACGGCGAGACACAAGAGCCUGCCGAAGUGGUACUGUUUACAGUGGUUGCCCUCGCUUACAAACACUGUAAAAAGGUGCAGCUGGCUGAUGGAGCCGCAUGGGAUACGGUAGAUGUUGGAGGUUCUCAUAAAUCUCAACCCCACAGGCCGCCAAACAACCCUCUGUUCACAGAUCCAUUCAAAAACAAAAACAUCACGAUCACGAUCAUCGCUACCGGCACUAUCUUUGCAACCACAGACAUCAUCAGGAUGCCAGCCCCUCCCACAUCAAAGGAAGCCCAGACCGGAACCUCCAUGCUGGAGGAAGAAGAGAACUAUCCAGAGUCAGGUACAUCACAGGAAGAGCUAAAUGAGAUUGUCGAUGCCUUCUAUGGGCUAUCUACUGAUGAAGAUAUUCAAUCUUAUCAACAUUGGGUUGAGGAUAACCAAGGGGAAAGAGUUGCACAACAAUCUUUGAAAGAACCUUCUUUGGCUCCUUCCUUUCAAUUGGAGGACCAGGAUGGCGACACUGUGUGCCUGAGUGAUCUUCUUGAAAAGGGUCCUGUCGUCCUCUCAUUUUAUCACGGCAAGUGGUCGCCCCACAGUAAUGCCACUCUGAUGAGGUAUGGAAAUGAGUUAGUGCCUGAACUAGAAAAGUCUGGAGCAAGUCUGGUGGCAAUUUCACCCAUGCUACCUGAUGGUACUGCCUACCUUGCAACAAAGAGAGACUUGAACUUUGCUGUGUGCAGUGACACUGAGAAUAUUCUGGCCAAAAGGUUUGGCAUCACAUUUACAGUUCAACCUCAUAAUCAUCCCUUCAUGUCAAAGUGGGGUGAUGAUUGGCCAUCACAUCAUGGACUCCAAGCAGGCUGGGACAUCCCCUUGCCUGCCACCUUUGUGAUUGGACAGGAUGGACGCAUUGCAUGGAGUCACAUUGACAAUGACACAGGUGUUGCUCCAGAAUUGGACAAUAUUCUUCAUGCAGUUGCGGAUGUAUCCGGCAAGUAUCAAGAUCUGAUGGACAUUAUCCGUGACAGUAGCUGCUGUGAGAAGAAGCCACACUCCCGAAAACUAUUCAACUGCAGCCUAUCCGCCGGCUUUCCUCUUGAAACACCCAAGUCACUGAAGAUGCCCUCCAGCUUCUCUCUUGAAACGCCCAAGUCACUGAAGAUGUUGUUUUCGUCCUUCCAUGCAAGUGACACUGACAGCACUGGUACUUGUGACAGCCCUGACUUGGAUCGAUCCAGACACUCUGUAGCGAGUGAAGGGGGCGAUGGUCCUCGGGGACGAAGAAACCUGUUGAGGACUCUGAGACGGAACCAUUCCGCGAAGGAGGGUUUGGGGGCCUACUUUUUCCCACCAUCAGCCUAG
This is a messenger RNA of Seminavis robusta, 1536 nucleotides long. Lineage: Eukaryota; Bacillariophyta; Bacillariophyceae; Naviculales; Naviculaceae. The record is from the annotation of a GenBank genome assembly.